AUGUAUCCGACUCUUGCUAUAGUAUUACAGCUGACAUUGUCAACUCUGGGAUUUGCAGCAAGCCUACCAAAUGUUGUGCUUCCAAGGCAGAACUCCCUGCGUUAUGUGGGAACCAACAUCGCCGGUUUCGACUUUGGAUGUGCCACUGAUGGCACCUGCACAACCUCCAAGGCAUAUCCUCCGCUCUCGUCACUUGGAGGAGCAGAUGGUGUCGGCCAGAUGCAACAUUUCGCCAACGACGACAAGUUCAACAUCUUCCGGCUGCCAGUAGGAUGGCAAUACCUAGUCAACAACAAUCUAGGAGGCAACCUUGACUCAGGCAACCUGGGCCGCUACGACCAGCUGGUCCAAGCCUGCCUCGCAACAGGUGCGACCUGCAUCAUCGACAUCCACAACUACGCGCGCUAUAACGGCAAGAUCAUCGGGUCUUCAGGCGGGCCCACGGACGACCAAUUCGUCAGCCUGUGGCGGCAGCUGGCGACCAAGUACGGCAGCAACUCGAAGAUGGUGUUCGGGAUCAUGAACGAGCCGCACGACCUGUCGUCCGUCGACACGUGGGUGGCCACCGUGCAGAAGGUUGUGACCGCCAUUCGCGCCGUUGCGCCGACGAGCAUGCUCCUCAUCCCCGGCAGCAGCUGGUCGUCCGCGCAGCAGCUGCCCACCGAGGCGGGGCCGGCGCUGCUCAAAGUGACUAACCCGGAUGGAUCGACGGAUAACAUCAUUUUCGAUGUUCACAAGUACCUGGACAGCGAUAACUCGGGCACGCACACUGAGUGCGUCACGAACAAUAUCGACAAUGCGUUCCAGCCGCUUGCAACCUGGCUCAGGCAGAAUAAGCGGCUGGCAAUCAACACCGAGACUGGUGGCGGGAACACUGCUAGCUGCCAGAAGUACCUGUGCGAGCAGGUCGCUUUCUUGAAGCAAAACUCGGAUGUGUUUAUUGGUAUUGUGGGCUGGUCUGCUGGUGGGUUUGACCAGACGUAUGAGUUGGUGGAGACGCCCACGCGAAAUGGGAAUGGCUGGACUGAUACCUCGCUUGUUAAGUCUUGCUUGGUGAACACUUAA
Molecule: messenger RNA, 1065 nt
Organism: Diaporthe amygdali
Lineage: Eukaryota; Fungi; Ascomycota; Sordariomycetes; Diaporthales; Diaporthaceae
Product: cellulase
Exons: 3
Coding region: 1-1065 (354 amino acids)
Biological process (GO): glucan catabolic process
Molecular function (GO): hydrolase activity, hydrolyzing O-glycosyl compounds
Source: RefSeq, a predicted model, not a curated record